ACGAUGUCUAUAAUAGUUUUAACACAUCACAAUGAGUGCAUUUAUGAUAUAACAAAGAGCUUCGAUCAGAGUUUCCCGAAGAAGACCAAAAAGCUCGAAGAUAAAACUGGUAGGUGCGAUUAUAAAUUUAGCAGGGAAAGAAAGAGAUGGUUAUUGAAGAACGGUAAGCCGCACGGCACGAUGGGUCUACCUAAGCAGCCGCCAAGGAAUCCUCACGACUUCCUGAAGAAAAAUACUGGAAAACCGCCGAUGCUACCGCCGGAAAUAGCAGAUCCUGAUCAUGGUAAGAAACCUCAAAUGCAGCGAAGAUUACCUCCCGUUCCGUUAAGGGAGGAAACUUUGAAAGAAACCGCUGAGAAGUUGAAGCACGAGAAGAAGAACCAUUUACAGAAAAAUAUUAAGAACGCCACGACCAUGGCGCCUAAAUUGCCUGCUAGGAGAGUCAAUAUUACUAUAACAGGAGACAGCAGAGAUUUGUCUGCAGGUCUGGAACCCCAGCACCUAACUUCCAAAGUAUAUGGAAAAAUACCUCCAUAUUUGGAUCAACUCAUUAAAGUCAAAGAAAAGGCCAUUCAAAGGGAGAAAGAUCGAUACACCAAACGGCCAAAGUGUGCUUACAUAACACGCGAAGAACGUGAAAACUUAUUGGCCGGUUUGAAACAAAAUUGGGAGGAGCUUCAAAGGAUUUAUCAAGGAUUACCGAUUCUCACGGAUACAAUUCCAAAGAAACAACGCAAAUCACGAAUCGAAUCCGACUUGAAGCAAUUAGAGAAAGACAUCGUCCUCAUCGAGCGACAUCCUUACAUAUACGUUUACGAUGAUAAGAACGAUUUAUAA
This is a messenger RNA of Nicrophorus vespilloides, 837 nucleotides long. Its product is annotated as enkurin. Gene Ontology annotation, molecular function: calmodulin binding. Gene Ontology annotation, cellular component: acrosomal vesicle. The transcript has 2 exons. The record is from RefSeq and is a predicted model, not a curated record. Bases 4 to 837 code for a protein of 277 amino acids. NCBI's taxonomy places the organism in Eukaryota, Metazoa, Arthropoda, Insecta, Coleoptera, Silphidae.